AUGACACGUAAGUUCAUCACCACUUUAACUUUAACAUCCAUUAUAGCCUCUCUAGGCUCUGCAGGUAUCCUACCAGAAAUUGCCCAAGAAGCUUUUAAUUUACCAAUCGAAGAAAAUAUCCCUGAUGCUAUUGAUUUUGGUAGACAAUAUACUCAUCAUUCUAAUGAUGGCGACUUCUUAGCAGCUUUUAAACCACAUAUUCCUUAUUGGUUAAAACCAAUGGUUGACUCUGAAAAACUACAGAGCAAGAUUGAAUUAGAGGAUUUGAAUUCAACUGCUUGGGAGUUAUAUGAUAUCGCAACCCAUUCUGAAAAAAAAUAUGGACAUCCUACUCGUGUUAUAGGUUCACCGGGUCAUUGGGAUACAAUCCGUUUUAUCUUAGAACAGUUCGAAGAUAUGAGAGAUUACUACGAUGUUUCAUUACAAACUUUCAAAGCCUUGAGUGGCAGGAUAAAUUCUUUUAAUUUAUCUGAAUCCAAAUCUGGCGAAAACUUUCCAAAUAUUUCAGGCUUUUCCCUAUCUCCUCCCGUUAAACCAUUUGUUGGAAAACUAGUGGAAAUUCCAAAUCUAGGUUGUAGUGAAGCUGAUUUUGAAGCUGUAGAACCACCUUCUAACUCUGGAGUUAAGCAAAUUGCAUUAAUUGAAAGAGGUUUAUGCCCAUUUGGUGACAAGAGUAAAUUAGCAGGUAAGUUUGGCUUCCAUGCCGCUGUUAUUUAUGACAAUGACCCAAACGCCACUGAUGGCUUACAUGCUACUUUAGGAAAACCAAAUAAGAAUACUGUCGCUACCAUUGGUGUUCCAUUUGAAUUAGGUAGAACAUUUAUUGAUAACAUUUAUGCUGAUCCCGAUUACUCCUUAUAUUUCGCUAUGGAUUCUUACGUUGAAAAUAUUAAAACUAAAAACAUUAUUGCUGAAACAAGACAUGGUGAUGGAAACAACAUUGUUGCUUUAGGUGCUCAUUCUGAUUCUGUUGAAGAAGGCCCAGGCAUUAAUGAUGAUGGUUCUGGUACUAUUUCUUUAUUGACCGUUGCUAAACAAUCAACUCAUUUCAAGAUUAACAAUAAGGUUCGUUUUGCUUGGUGGUCUGCUGAAGAAGAAGGUUUAUUGGGUUCCAAUUAUUAUGCUUACCAUUUAUCUGAAAAGGAAAAUAAAAAAAUUAGACUUUUCAUGGAUUAUGACAUGAUGGCCUCUCCAAAUUAUGAAAAUGAAAUUUAUGAUGCUAAUAAUAUUGAUAAUCCAAAAGGCUCUGAAGAAUUAAGAGAUUUAUACAUUGAUUUCUAUAAACAAAGAGGUCUAAAUUAUACUUUAAUCCCAUUUGACGGUAGAUCUGACUAUGUUGGUUUCAUUGAAAACGGUAUCCCAGCUGGUGGUAUUGCUGCUGGUGCUGAAAAGGAUAAUGUAUUCAAUGGUGGUGUUCUAGAUAAAUGCUACCAUUUAUUAUGUGAUGAUGUAUCAAAUCUAAACUGGGAGGCAUUCUUAACAAAUACCCAAUUAAUUGCCCAUUCAGUUGCUACUUACGCUAAAUCACUCAAAGGAUUCCCAGAAAGAGAAUCUAAGAAUGAAACUGCCUCUAUCUCCGCCUUGAAAACAACUCCAUUAUUCAAAUAUCAAGGUAAUGCUUUAGUUAUUUAA
Molecule: messenger RNA, 1632 nt
Organism: Henningerozyma blattae CBS 6284
Lineage: Eukaryota; Fungi; Ascomycota; Saccharomycetes; Saccharomycetales; Saccharomycetaceae
Gene: APE3
Product: aminopeptidase Y
Exons: 1
Coding region: 1-1632 (543 amino acids)
Biological process (GO): proteolysis
Molecular function (GO): metalloexopeptidase activity
Source: RefSeq, a predicted model, not a curated record